ACAGUCAGAAAAAUGUUGUCCAAAAUCAGUUCUUCAAUUUUAAUAACAAAUUUAUUCAUAAUACUUUCCCGAUCUACCACGACUGAGGAGCUCAACGACACUAUUUCACUUCGUUCCCUAACUUACGGACGUAGCUGUGCUGAAGCGACAGCUAAUUCUCAGCCUAGUGGGAUCUACAAGAUUUUCAUUCCCAGUUACAGUGAAAACCCUUUUCAAGUGGUAUGCGAUUCGGAGAGUCAUGGAGGUGGUUGGACUAUCAUUUUGAGGCGGUUGGAUGGAAGUGAAGAUUUUCAUCGAAACUGGAAAUCAUACAAAAAUGGUUUCGGAGAAAUGGACGGAGAGUUCUUUCUGGGCUUGGACAAAAUUCACGCACUAACUGCAGAGAGGAGUCAGGAAUUGCUUGUGGUUCUUGAGGACUUUGAUGGAAUUGAAAAGUAUGAGUUUUAUGAGAGAUUUGCAAUUGGCGAUGAGGAUGCUCUAUAUGUACUAAAUACGCUGGGCCCAGCAUCUGGCACUGCUGGUGAUUCACUCAGAAUUCAUCACGGCAUGAAUUUCACUACUCUUGAUCGGGAUAAUGAUAAGAAAUCUACCUCAAACUGUGCUGUUGAAUUCACUGGCGCCUGGUGGUACAAUUCCUGUCACGAAUGCAACUUGACGGGAAAAUAUAAAAGCAACAAAACGGGUGAGGGCAUAAACUGGUACCAUUUUAAGGGUUGGAACUACUCCCUUAAAAAGGCCUUAAUGAUGGUACGACCACGAAAGUGAAUACUGAUCUACUUUUAUUUCAAUCACACUCAGUUUUUACUUAUUUUAAAAGACAUAAAUGAAUAAAUUCUAGCAACCGCGUUGUUUCUAUGUCA
Drosophila innubila is the source of this 860-nucleotide messenger RNA. Its product is annotated as ficolin-2-like. NCBI's taxonomy places the organism in Eukaryota, Metazoa, Arthropoda, Insecta, Diptera, Drosophilidae. The record is from RefSeq and is a predicted model, not a curated record. The transcript is spliced from 2 exons. The coding region runs from base 13 to 765 and encodes 250 amino acids.